Zophobas morio is the source of this 937-nucleotide messenger RNA. RefSeq lists its product as uncharacterized. NCBI's taxonomy places the organism in Eukaryota, Metazoa, Arthropoda, Insecta, Coleoptera, Tenebrionidae. The record is from RefSeq and is a predicted model, not a curated record. The transcript has 2 exons. The coding region runs from base 507 to 920 and encodes 137 amino acids.
GGUAAAAUUUUAAAUAAGCUAGACUUGUUUCUAAGGAAUUAGCAUUUUCUAAAAUAUUUUCUCGAUGUAUUUUACAUCUAAGUGCUUUUCUAAUUAUUCUAAUGCUGGUAUUUAUAUAUACUAAAAAAUUUUUAAUUUCUUCGAUUGUUUUGAUUUUACUAAUAUAUUCAUGAAUUAGCUUAAGCGAGCCUUUACAUAUAGCCGUCACUGUUUCCUGCGGAUGCAUUUCUUUUUUUUUUUUUUUUUUGCUGUCGAACUUGUUUAUCACAGUAGAAAGAAGAGCACUAUUAUUUUUCUUUAUUUUUCUGUGGAAUACCUUCUUAUUUAUAUGUGAACGAAAUUUCCGAUUGUAACUCACAACUCAACAAAUUUAAUAAAAAUCAGCGAAAAAUGAGACGCGUAUUUUUGCAAGCUCAGAAAAACAACUAAAUUAUCAACUUCAGCGUAAUUAAGAAAAUGUAAUCUGUAGUAAAAGUGGAGGAAAAUAGCAAGAGUGGGGAUUGAUAAUGUGUAUAAAUGGGAGAUCACCCGCAAGAGUUAUAACAGUCCUCAACAAAUUGAAGAUCACAGUCAGUCCUCAACACUUAAGAAAAAUAUAUAUAAACAACAAAAUGGAGCAAUUUGUCAUAUGCCCGUUUGACAGAAGCCAUAGGCUUCUUGAGAGCCGAUUGAAGCGCCAUAUUUUUAAUUGUCAUCGUGAGGCCUGGGAGCGGGAGAGAUGUCUUCGUGAGGCUGCUUCCAGAGCAUCCCAUACGCCACCAUCACCACCACCACGAGCACCACCACCACCGCCAAUAAUAGAAUGCCCAGACAACUGGGAUAAUGAAAUUAGUCAAACGUACGUCCCCUCCAUGAGUAGGGAGCUGCUUCUGGACAGAACGGCAAUCAAUAAUUAUAAGUCAGUUUUUAGAAGAAAAUAAUAAAAUAAUUAUAGUAA